AAUUAAAAAGAAAACAAUUCUCCACGCCAAACACGAAUAAACCCUUUUUGUUCUCACAACAGUCCCUUUCAUCCUCCAUUUAUAUACUACUCCAACAGGGAGAAAGCGUAGAAGCAAGCACAGCAGAUUCCAGGAGGUGUCCUUUUUGCUUUAGCUGGAUAAAUCCAUUUGCUUGGUUUAAGUAGUUUAACCAUGUCGAACAUAGACAUUGAGGGGAUCUUGAAGGACCUUCCUAAUGAUGGGCGUAUUCCAAAAACAAAGAUUGUAUGCACUCUGGGACCCGCUUCUCGGUCAGUAGUCAUGUGUGAGAAACUACUUCGGGCAGGGAUGAAUGUUGCCCGGUUCAACUUCUCACAUGGGACCCACGAGUAUCAUCAAGAGACUUUGGAUAAUCUUCGAAUUGCCAUGCAAAAUACUCAGAUCUUGUGUGCAGUGAUGCUUGAUACCAAGGGUCCCGAGAUUCGAACUGGAUUCUUAAAGAAUGAGAAGCCCGUUCAACUAAAGGAAGGUCGCGAGAUCACAAUAAGCACAGAUUACACCAUUAAAGGAGACGAAGAAACCAUAUCCAUGAGCUACAAGAAACUCCCAGUCGACUUAAAACCAGGAAACACAAUCUUAUGUGCAGAUGGAACCAUCACCCUAACAGUCAUAUCCUGUGAUCCCGCAUCUGGAACCGUUAGAUGUCGAUGCGAGAACACCGCGAUGUUAGGUGAGAGAAAAAACGUGAAUCUCCCCGGUGUAGUAGUCGAUCUCCCAACACUAACUGAAAAAGAUCAAGAAGAUAUCCUCCAAUGGGGUGUCCCCAACAACAUCGACAUGAUUGCGCUUUCUUUUGUGCGAAAAGGAUCUGAUCUUGUCAAUGUCCGCAAAGUCCUGGGCCCACAUGCCAAAAAUAUCCAGUUGAUGUCAAAGGUUGAGAAUCAGGAAGGAGUGAUAAACUUUGAUGAAAUCCUCCGUGAAACUGACUCCUUCAUGGUUGCACGUGGUGACCUCGGAAUGGAAAUCCCAGUUGAAAAAAUCUUCUUAGCCCAAAAAAUGAUGAUCUACAAAUGCAACCUCGCGGGAAAACCCGUAGUAACCGCAACCCAAAUGCUCGAGUCCAUGAUCAAAUCCCCCCGCCCGACUCGCGCCGAAGCCACCGACGUCGCCAACGCGGUCCUCGACGGGACCGACUGCGUGAUGCUGAGCGGCGAAUCCGCCGCCGGCGCGUACCCCGAGAUCGCGGUCAAAACCAUGGCCCGCAUCUGCAUCGAAGCCGAAUCAUCUCUCGACUACUCACUCAUCUUCAAGGAAAUGAUAAAGUCAACCCCGUUGCCCAUGAGCCCUCUUGAAUCCCUUGCAUCGUCUGCGGUUCGAACCGCGAACAAAGCGAAGGCGAAGUUGAUUGUGGUUUUGACGCGCGGUGGGACCACGGCUAAGUUGGUGGCCAAGUAUAGGCCUGCGGUUCCGAUUUUGUCGGUUGUGGUCCCGGUGCUUUCGACGGACUCGUUUGAUUGGACGUGUAGUGAUGAGACGCCAGCUAGGCAUAGUUUGGUUUACCGGGGUUUAAUUCCGCUUUUGGCUGAGGGGUCCGCUAAGGCAACUGAUGCGGAGUCGACGGAGGUGAUUUUGGAGGCGGCUUUGAAGUCGGCGACUGCUAAAGGGUUGUGUAAGAAGGGUGAUGCGGUGGUGGCGCUUCAUCGGAUUGGUGCUGCUUCUGUUAUCAAGAUCUGUAUUGUUAAGUAAUGGUCGUGGUUGUUGGUUAGGAAGUUACUUUUGUUGGAAAAUCGGAUGGUUUUUGUUGUUAAGGAUGUUUUGAGUUUGUGAUUUGGAUCGUAUGUGACCAAAUAGACCUGUUUGAAUAAAAACUCUUGAGAAAUUGUUGUGUUACAA
Molecule: messenger RNA, 1872 nt
Organism: Lactuca sativa (garden lettuce)
Lineage: Eukaryota; Viridiplantae; Streptophyta; Magnoliopsida; Asterales; Asteraceae
Product: pyruvate kinase, cytosolic isozyme
Biological process (GO): glycolytic process
Molecular function (GO): magnesium ion binding; pyruvate kinase activity; potassium ion binding
Source: RefSeq, a predicted model, not a curated record